AUGAAACCCAGCUUCUAUUCGUUCCUGGCGGUAGUGACGGCCCUGCCUGCCUAUGGUGGCGCAGCACGGUAUCGGCCCCGAGUCCUCGACUGGGAAUCGACCGUUGGUCAUGAUGACCACGGCCUGGAGGCUCGUGGACCCAUGCCCAGCACCAACAGCAUGACAUAUGCCACCUGUACUUCCCAUCACAGCAAACUGGAAGACAUCCCAGCCAACGUCCCCGCUCCUUGCGGCCCGCUCUACACCCUCGACACCCUCGCCAGCCUGCUCAACCACAGCCUGCACACCUUCGAGACGCACGUCUCUCCGCGCCUGCGCGCCGUAGCCACGAGGCUGGCCCAGGACCACACCAACGCCGCCAUCCGCGCCUUCUACACCGCCCACGGCCCCGACUACUUCACCUGUGUCGUCCUCGAGGCCGAGACGUGCUGCGGCACGUGCCAGCGCCAGUUCGGCGCGGCGGCUCCGGACUGCCGCUACUGCGACGCCGCGCUGUGCCCGGGCGGGCUGCGGUACGCCAACGUCUCGGAGCCGUGCCCGCCCGACUACUCGCUCCGGGGCAACCACGCGGGCAACUACGACUGGGACACGGUGUACUGGACGCUGAGCGCGGGAGAGAAGGCGGACGCGUUCUACGCGGAUCUGGAGCGGGCGACGGGGGUGCGGAGGGGGGAGACGGUGGUCGGGGCUUUGGAUCACCGGCCUGAUAAGGGGGGCUGUCGUGCGGGAGGGGGCAAUGAGGAUUGUUAUACGCGGGGAUGGGACUUUGGUGUUCCUGUUCUUAAGGGGGUGGGGAAGAGGGAGGAGGAGAUGGUUGGGGAUGUGGUGGGUAGGGUUGAGGGAGUUGUGAGCAGGGCGCGGGGGAUGAGUGCAACGAUGACCGAUAGUCUGUCGGACUUGCGAGCUGGAGGGGAUGGUGGUGAGAAAGACUGGCUCGGCGAGAUGGUAGAUGCAGUCUCGCUGCCGGUUAAGAUGGUGGUACGUAUCAUCGAGUUUCUUGAAGAGGUGAUACAGGUCCUGGAGCAGGCCGACCAUGUGGACUUCGAAGAGGCGAUUCGCAAACUGGUCACUGCGUUGAUGUUACAGAUACCGCCUCAUAUCAAGGAAGAGCUGGAGACUAUCAUCGCUCAGAUCGACAAGGAAGAGUGGCUCGACAUCUUUGACAUCAUCAACCAGAUCGUCACUGCGAUUCUACCUGCUCUCGAGGAAGGGCUGUCUCUCGAUACGACGCCUGGAUCAGAUGGGGGCUUUGUUUGA
Molecule: messenger RNA, 1257 nt
Organism: Thyridium curvatum
Lineage: Eukaryota; Fungi; Ascomycota; Sordariomycetes; Thyridiales; Thyridiaceae
Exons: 1
Coding region: 1-1257 (418 amino acids)
Source: RefSeq, a predicted model, not a curated record